Glycine soja is the source of this 2226-nucleotide messenger RNA. Its product is annotated as microtubule-associated protein 70-2-like. NCBI's taxonomy places the organism in Eukaryota, Viridiplantae, Streptophyta, Magnoliopsida, Fabales, Fabaceae. The transcript has 11 exons. Bases 413 to 1954 code for a protein of 513 amino acids. Gene Ontology annotation, molecular function: microtubule binding. Gene Ontology annotation, biological process: cytoskeleton organization. The record is from RefSeq and is a predicted model, not a curated record.
AGAGAAAGACAGAGAGCUUGGGGAUGCACUUGCGGAAAUUAAGUCAUUGAGGAAUUCAGAGCGUCUUAAGGAAAGGGGGGUUGAAGAGAAGCAGCAAUAAAUUUCAUUGCUGGCGAAGUACCCAAGAAUGUACCGAAUUUCUCAACAGCAACAACAAUAUAUCCAGCAGCUAGGGGUGACAACAAAUGGAGAUUGGGAAUGGCAGUUCCAGUGGAGGAGAUUAUUUUUGGAGGGUGAUAUAGACAUAGCUGCAAAAUUUAUGGAGGACAUAGAGGGUCUGACAGUACAAGUUCAGCAACAAGACAUUUGGAUUUGGGAGGGGGAUCCAAGUGGGAGCUACACAGUGGGGAAUGCUUACAUGUUUCUCUGACCUGGUGUAUAUGGUACCAUAGGAACAGGAUAGUCUUCUCAAAUGAAAGCUUCAACGCUAACAGAUGAGCUGAUCAAGGUGGAUGAAAAGCUAAAAGCAGCUGAAGCUCUUCUGGAAAGCAAGAACCUUGAAAUAAAAAAAAUCAAUGAGGAGAAAAGGGCAGCACUGGCUGCACAAUUUGCUGCAGAAGCCACACUUCGAAGGGUUCAUGCUGCACAGAAAGACGAUGAAAUGCCUCCUAUUGAAGCUAUUAUUGCACCCCUGGAGGCAGAACUCAAGCUUGCUAGGAUGGAGGUGGCAAAGCUGCAGGAUGACAACAGAGCACUGGAUCGGCUAACCAAAUCGAAGGAGGCUGCUCUUCUUGAGGCUGAGAGAACUGUUCAGAUUGCUUUGGCAAAAGCAUCCUUGGUUGAUGAUCUGCAAAACAAAAAUCAAGAGUUAAUGAAACAGAUUGAAAUAUGCCAGGAGGAGAACAAAAUCUUGGACAAAAUCCUUCGGCAAAAGGUUGCUGAAGUUGAAAAACUAACUCAAACUGUUCGUGAGCUUGAAGAGGCUGUCUUGGCUGGUGGGGCUGCUGCUAAUGCUGUCCGUGAUUACCAGCGUAAAGUGCAAGAGAUGAAUGAGGAAAGGAAAAUUUUGGAGCGGGAAGUAGCUCGUGCCAAAGUUACUGCAAACAGGGUUGCGACUGUAGUUGCAAAUGAGUGGAAAGAUGCUAAUGAUAAAGUGAUGCCAGUGAAGCAGUGGCUAGAAGAAAGAAAAUUUUUUCAGGGUGAAAUGCAACAAUUACGUGAUAAAUUGGCUAUAGCUGAGCGCACUGCAAAGGCAGAGGCACAAAUGAAGGAAAAAUAUCAAUUGCGCUUCAAAGUUUUGGAAGAAAGGGUUAAGACAUCUAAUGGUAAUUCCAAAUUCACUGUAUCAGAUGGAAGAAACAUUGGCACUGGGCCUUCACGGCGACAAUCUUUUGGUGAAGCUGAGAGUCUCUCUGCCUCUUCUUCCAAUGGAUAUCAAUCGAGGAAAAACUCAAUUUCAAGAUCAGGGUCUCUAAGAUCAAACAGUGCUAAUGUGCUACUAAAACAUGCCAAACUUUCAUCGAGAUCAUUCGAUGGUGGUAGUAGAAACCUGGAGAGAGAGAGGCCAACUUCAGAUGCAAAUGGGCUAGAUAACAUGCCAACAAACUACAAUAAUCAGACCAUCACCAGGGAAACAAUUACUACACAUGAGGAGAGUGCAAAUGGUACUCCAGUCGAAAAAUCUAAAUCAGAAAAUGAAGACUAUGUUUCAGGAAUGCUGUAUGACAUGUUGCAAAAAGAGGUUAUAUCUCUGAGGAAGGCUUGUCAUGAAAAAGACCAGACUCUUAAAGACAAGGAUGAUGCAAUAGAGAUGUUGGCAAAGAAGGUUGAUACAUUGAGCAAGGCUAUGGAAGUUGAGGCCAGAAAAAUGCGUAGGGAAGUUGCUUCUAUGGAAAAGGAGGUUGCCGCAAUGCGGAUUAGCAAGGAACAUGAUCAUAGGGCAUGGCAAGCAAGUGCUCCUAGGGGGGCUGUAAAUUCCCAGUCAAUUUCUUCCAGGAGUGCACGUAACUUUUAGCCAAAACUCACUGGCUGUGCCUGUGAUCCUGUGUAACUUUUCUAAGGAAUUCUCUCCCCUUGUGCUGAACAGAGUUGUUGAUUUAUCAUUUUUUUUAUUCUCUUCCCUAUCUCCUGUAUUCAAGCUGUCUCGACCAGGGGUAAGGUGUAAAGAAGGGACCUUGUGUUCUUGUAGGGCAUCCAUGUCUUGUAUAUUCUUUUUUUGUAAUAGUAAAUAUUUUUUAUUUUUAAAAAAACAUACGGAUUAAAUAAUCCGUAUGAUUUAUAUCAAAA